Messenger RNA from Calliphora vicina (urban bluebottle blowfly), 2648 nucleotides. RefSeq names its product glycerol kinase. Gene Ontology annotation, molecular function: phosphotransferase activity, alcohol group as acceptor; kinase activity. Gene Ontology annotation, cellular component: mitochondrion. The record is from RefSeq and is a predicted model, not a curated record. Gene Ontology annotation, biological process: carbohydrate metabolic process. The coding region runs from base 196 to 1980 and encodes 594 amino acids. The transcript is spliced from 8 exons. NCBI's taxonomy places the organism in Eukaryota, Metazoa, Arthropoda, Insecta, Diptera, Calliphoridae.
CGCAAAAACGCGCACACCAAACAGGCAGAAAAAACACUCUUCAACUUUUACGCAAUCGAUGCAGAAAAAAGAAUCAAUGAAUCAAAAGAUUUUUUUUGCAUUCUUAAACGCGUAAAAUUGAACUAACUGCCUUUAUAUUCAUCAAAGAAGAGAACACUUUCUUAAUAAUUACAGCUAAUAAGCAAAAGGCCUAAAAUGUCUAAUUACGGAAAUUUUGGGCCCUUAAUCGGUGUCAUCAACAUUAGCAAUACGCACUGUAAAUUUAUGAUCUAUUCCACAAAAAAUGCUGAAGUUUUGACCUCACAUGAAUUGAAAUUAAAACAAAUUGUCCAUAAUGCCGGCUGGUGUGAAUACGAUCCAAAUGAAAUAUGGAAACAUACAGUGGAGUGUAUAGACGUGGCUUAUAAAAAUCUUGUAAUAUUAGAAAUCAGCCCUCAUGACAUCAUCGCUGUGGGAAUUUGCAAUAUGCGAGGCACCACAGUCUUGUGGGACAGAGAGACAGGUUCAGCUUUACACAAUGCUAUUGGUUGGACAGACAGUCGUUGUACAUCGUUAUUGAAAACAUUGCUUAAUAAUUUUAAACGCAAUGUAAAUUACUUGAGAUCUGUGACAGGUUUGCCGCUGAGCACGUGUUUUAGUGCUCUGAAAAUAAAAUGGUUAAUGGAAAAUAACGCGACUGUUCAGGAAUCUCUAGAAAGGGACACAUUAUGUUUUGGUACUAUUGACUCAUGGUUAUUAUGGAAUUUUACUGGCUCGGAAAUUUGUGGUGUUCAUGCCACCGAUAUAACAAAUGCUCAAUAUACGGGUUUAAUGAAUGUCAACACAUUACAGUGGGAUAAAAAUAUUUGCAAGUUUUACAAAAUUCCCAUGAAUAUACUGCCAAGAAUACGUUCCAAUUCCGAAAUAUAUGGUUACAUUAUCGAAGGACCUUUAAACAACAUACCCAUAGCCAGUUGUAUAGGCGAUCAGCCGUCCGCGUUGCUGGGUCAACUUUCAUUGAAGGCUGGUCAAAAUGUGUGUUCAAUAGAUGAUAGCUGCUUUGUUCUACUAAACACUGGCCAAGAAUAUGUCGAAUCUGAUAAUGGUUUAUUAUCGCUGGUUUCAUUUAAGUUGGGUCCACAGGCAAAAACUAAUUUUGCUCUAGAGGGUGCCAUCAGUAAUGCUGGUUCCACGGUAAACUGGCUAAAAGAUGGUUUACGCAUUAAUACUGAAAUCAACUCUAACGAUAAUGUGGUUGAAGUAUUAAAUACAUUUUUAGGUGAAAGUUCAAUGAUUUCAUCGUCGUGUUCAUCGAGUAUGUUGAACGCCGAAUGUGGUGUGGCCGCAAAAAGAUCGGAAAUAACAUUUGUACCUGCUUUUCAUGGUUUAUACGCACCAUAUUGGCGUUACGAUGCUAGAGGCAUACUCUUAGGUUUAACCAGUCAAACGACUGCAGAAAAUGUUUCACAGGCAGCUUAUGAAGCAACUGGUUUUCAAAUACAUGAAGUGUUGGAAGCUUUCAAACGUGAUACAAAAACUUGGGAUUGGUCAAAUAUGAAAGAACGUCUGGUGUUCUGCGGUGAUUAUGCGGAAAAUUCAAUAUUUGUACAAUAUAUAGCCGAUAUUGUGGGCAUCAUACUAGAGAGGCCUCAGACAACAUCACCUAGUGGGCUCGGAGCCAUGAUUGCAGCAGGGAUAACUAUGGAAGUGCUCAAUACAACAUAUGCUCAAAUUGCAUAUAUGCCACCAUCAGAUGUUUUUAGUCCUACUACUACUCCCAACAGACGUUCUCUUCUAUAUAAACGUUGGGAGUACGCUGUGAGAAAAUGUUUAAGCUGGGACAAUUAUGAAAGUUUUGAAUCUGAUUUAGCUAUAUUUGCUCAACGCGAACGUGAUGCCAAUCUUCCUUUAAGGCGUUCAUUGCCCGGCAGUAUAUUUUUAACCAGUGCAUUUGUAUUCCUAAUUGUAGCCAACUUUUUACAAACUCAAAAACUAACUUAAACAAAUGAAACUAUUGUAAUUAGUUAAAGACCAGGCAUUUUGUUAUAUAUCUAGUUUAAGCUUCUAACGUACAAACAAGUGUUAAAGAUAAAGUUAAACAUUUAAUGCUACUUUAAUUUUAACAUUGAUUAGGUUAUAUUUUUAUUUUUAUGAUUUUUUUCCUUUUGUACCUCAUUUUUAUUAAGGAUUUUUCUUAACAUUCUCUUUUUAUAUAUUAUUAAAUUAUUCUACUAGUCAUGUGUUGAAACGUAAUUUAUUUUAUUUAUAAACAAAACACAACUAUAAAAGAAACAACUUGGCGGCAAUUAAAUAUUUUCAUAGUUUUGUAUGUAAUUGAAAUUUUAAAAAGAAAGUUCCUUUCAUUUUUGUUGAUACUCCUUAAAUUACAAGUACGAUUGCUUUUAAUGUUACUACUUUAUAUUUAUUAUUUAGUCUUAACGCCACAAAUGUUAUGUAUGUAAAAACAUCAAAAAAAAAAGACAGCAAUUUUAAGAAGGAUUUAAAUGAAAAUAUGAAAAAAAAAACAUUUGUAUAUUAUUAUUAGGCUUUAUUUUAAAUUAUUCCAAUUGAUAUCAAAUUGUACAAGAGUUAUAAAAUAUGAAAAGCCAGUGGCUGCUGUUAAAUAUGUUAAAUGGCGAUCCAAAUAAAAUAAACCGCAAAUCCGAAAA